Messenger RNA from Astyanax mexicanus (Mexican tetra), 2578 nucleotides. RefSeq names its product renin (gene ren). NCBI's taxonomy places the organism in Eukaryota, Metazoa, Chordata, Actinopteri, Characiformes, Acestrorhamphidae. Gene Ontology annotation, molecular function: aspartic-type endopeptidase activity. The transcript is spliced from 9 exons. Bases 150 to 1337 code for a protein of 395 amino acids. Gene Ontology annotation, biological process: angiotensin maturation. The record is from RefSeq and is a predicted model, not a curated record.
AUAAAUGCUCAUGAAGCAGGACAGCAUUUCAGACACGCUCUGUAAACAUCAAAGCCUGCAAGGAAAAGACCACGCACAUCCUACAUCCAUCUGCUUCUGCUACAAAUACAUCCUUCCAAAAUUGAUGCUGUCCCACUGCACCUGAGGAGAUGAAAGUGGUAUACUUGUUGGUCCUUCUUCUCUCGCUGUCUGUGAGUGCACAGGCCUUACAGAGGGUCAGUCUGAAGAAAAUGCCCUCCAUUCGAGAAACUCUGAAGGAGACAGGCGUCACACCGGCACAGAUGUUUGCUGAACUUGAACUGAAAUCGGACAUUAGCCUGUCACCCAGAAAUGGAACAGCUCCAACACCUCUCACCAACUAUCUAGAUGCUCAGUACUUUGGGGAGAUCAGUAUUGGUUCACCAGCUCAGAUGUUCAACGUUGUGUUUGAUACGGGUUCUGCCAACCUUUGGGUGCCAUCACAUAUGUGUUCUCCUCUAUACACAGCCUGUUUUACUCAUAACAGAUAUGACGCCUCCAAAUCUCACACACACGUUUACAAUGGAACAGGAUUUUCAAUCCAGUACGCUUCUGGAAAUGUCCGGGGAUUCCUCAGUGAGGACAUAGUUGUGGUGGGUGGUAUCCCAGUGGUGCAAGUGUUUGCGGAGGCUACAGCUCUUCCAGCCAUCCCUUUCAUCUUUGCGAAGUUUGAUGGCGUGUUGGGAAUGGGCUAUCCGAAUGCGGCCAUUGAUGGCAUCACACCAGUGUUUGACCGCAUUAUGUCUCAGCAUGUGCUUAAAGAGGAAGUCUUCUCAGUAUAUUACAGCAGAGAUCCCCAAAGCAUCCCAGGAGGAGAGUUGGUACUGGGAGGUACAGAUCCAAAUUACUACACAGGCUCCUUCAAUUAUGUCCCCACGAAGGGGGAGGGCAAGUGGGAGGUCAUCAUGAAGGGUGUGUCUGUGGGGGCGGACAAGCUGUUCUGCACAGAAGGCUGUACAGCUGUGAUCGACACAGGUUCCUCCUUCAUAACUGGCCCCGCCUCCUCUGUUUCCAUCCUGAUGAAAACCAUUGGUGCUGUUGAGCUGGCAGAGGGAGGAUAUACUGUGAACUGUGACCUGGUCAUGUCUUUACCCAGUGUGAUCUUUCACCUUGGUGGAAAGGAGUAUCCUCUCACACAGGAAGACUACAUUCUCUGGCAGUCACAGUUUGGAGAGGACAUCUGCACCGUGACUUUCAGGGCACUGGAUGUACCACCUCCUACUGGUCCAGUUUGGAUAUUAGGUGCCAACUUUAUUGCCAGGUACUACACAGAGUUUGACAGAAGGAACAACCGCAUUGGGUUUGCCCAAGCAGUGUGACAGCUGCCAGAUAUUUACUGCUACUGUACCACGUGUUUAUCAAAACAACAAAUUAAUCAUUUUUCUUAAAUCUAAAAUAGUCUGAGCUGAUGACAGUUACUGCUAAGCUGUGAUUAUUCUUAACUUUUUCAUCUUGAAUGAUCAGCAACAUUUUGAUUUUUAACUGUAAAAUCUACUCCUAGGUGAUAUUAUUAGAUUACUAGAUUAUAGGUGUACAUUUGAGAACCCUGAAGUGAUAUAAUUAAAGUGAUACAAUAAGAAGGAGGAAGAAAAACUGCAAAAAAAAAAAGAUUUUAUAUACAGUCUGACUGCAUAUGGAAACCUCUUAGUAUAUCAGUAUCAAAGUAAAGCAAAUAAAUGUAAAAUAUACAUGCAAGAAAACAUUUGUAUUUCUACACUAUUACAUUUGUACUUUUCAUUUACAAACAUUUUUAAAAAGUUUUAAGAACUGAUUGUUAGAAUGCACUUAAUACAUUUAAUUUCUGUUUAAUGGAAGUCAUUUCUGAUACUGUUUUUCUAAAGGUCUGUACUGUUUCUGAUUAAAUAAUGAGAAAGCACAAAAAAAGAUUCUAUUCUGAACGGCAUGAUGAAACACUUGGGAACCUGGCUGAGAGAUCUCACUACUUGUCCUGUUUCCAGCCAUAUGGAGUUCUGAGAUUCAGACUCCAUUGUUAAUAGAAAAACAUGACUUGAUGGACAAGCCAAAAAACUGCACGAGCUGUUUUACUCCACUAGGGGAAAUUUGUCCUUUGGAUACUCCCAACUGGCAGACAAAUUAUCUACAAGAUCAGUCUGGGAGGCUUAUACUAAUAGUAAUGUAGUUGUCUGAAUGAAUAGCAAAUGGACUCGCCUCACAAGGAGGAUUUUUCUUAUUGUAGUUUGCUUGUCAACAGCAUCCAGGUAAUACACCAAGUAUGUAUCAAAAUGUUUUGUGCCAAUAUCAAUAUUGGAUAUUUUUCAUAGACAUAUCAAGUUACAGAAAAAUUACAGAAAAAUAUUCCUGUCUAAAGGGUAUAAAAUGCAUUAAAUCCAACAAAAUAGCAAGAUUUUAAAGUAAAAACAUGCUAAUAAUAUGAUUUUAAAAUCACUGUGCUAUCUCACGAAACACAGUCCAGAACCUAAAGCUUUUAGCACAAACCUUUAAAACUCUUCAAUCUUGAUACAACUUUAUUCUUAUCCUAACAAAAGCUUCUUUUUCCACAAAUGAAUUUCCUGAAUAAAUGACCAUCUGCUGUUUUGCA